Molecule: messenger RNA, 4722 nt
Organism: Symbiodinium sp. CCMP2592
Lineage: Eukaryota; Dinophyceae; Suessiales; Symbiodiniaceae
Source: the annotation of a GenBank genome assembly
AUGUCUGAGCUCUUAUGCAAAGCCCAGCGUGGAGAGCCGAGAGGCUUGAUCGAUGGAGGCGCGACGGCUUGCCUCAGAGUUGCGCUGGAUCACGAGGUUGGACUUCCUCAGGUGGUGGUGAAGUUGGCCUGUGGGGAGACUUCGUUGUGUGUAAAUCCACAGGGUACCCUCCUAAGUAAGGUCUACGUAUCGCCAAUCUUGUCAGUCAGAGCGUUAUUGUCGUUGGGUUACCGAAUAGAAUGGGACUCCGCAAAAUGCAGGAUCUACCAUGCAGUGAAAGGCGACCUAGACAUUGAUGUGAGUAGCGGCUGUCCGGAGGUCACGGAGGCCAAAGCACUUGAACUGAUAUCCCAGUAUGAAGAUCUGGUGCGCAGCCGUGAGUUGCGGAGCAUCCGGGUUCACUCCAUUAUGCAGGACCUGUCGUCUAGGACCGAUGAUGAAUUGGCAAGCUUGAUCAUUCAGGGAGACACCCAGGCAGAUGCAUCGCUGCAGAUGCUGCUGACCAGAUUGUUUCCGGAGACCAGCAGUGACUUGACCGCGCAGGCGGCGAUAUCUUUGCAGGACCAGGAAGGUGAGCCGUAUGCGUGGAAUAGGCGCAUGAGACGCAAGUGUGAUAAAUCGGAUGGGGUUCUUGUUCACUUGUUUCGCGGAAGCAAUAAGAGGGUCUUUGAGGGCUUAGCUGAGCGCAGCAAGGUGACUGUGCUCUCAGUGGACAAGCCUGAGGAUUUGCUUUCAGACAACACAUUCAGGUACCUGAUGCAGCAAGCUUCUAAGGGUAGAGUGAAGGGAAUAGUGGCUUCUCCUCCUUACAGAACUUUUGCAUUGUGCAGAUAUCUGAGUGGGACUGGUGAUGAUGGACUUCGUCCGUUGAGAGUUCGAGGGGAAAGCAUUGGGGAGACCAGGUCCAUUGAGCUGGGAUGCAAGGAACAGGCGCAAAGGCGCACGGAUGAUCUUGUGCUGAUGCGAACUAUGGUUCUGAUGAUCGUUGCCGCUGCAUCCAAUAGGGCGCUGAGGAUUCAUCAUCCUUUGUGUGCCGUUGUGCAUCCGGAGGAUCCCACGGAGGAUCCGGUUGAGUGCUGGGAUAAUCGGGAAUUGGAGGAUCCGGGUACUGGGUAUGCGACCUUGUGGGAGACGCCGGAGUGGAAGUCAGUGGAACGAUUCUUGGGGUUGCAGGGAAUUUCCUUCAGACAGGGAGUGAAGGGUCAGGGUAUGGUGCGACCGACUAGGAUGUGCACCAAUAUGGCUCCAGACCCUUUGCUGAUCAAUGGCCGCGAGGGACUUCAGUACUUUAAUGGGCUGGAGAGCUCGAUGAGACCCGAAUGCGGUUCGGAAGUUUCCGGUUACGACUGUUGGGGAGAAUGGUCGUGUGCUCUACAGUCUGCCAUUUGCAGCAUGCUUUGGAGGGAACUCCGGGAGCAAGGCUUAUGGGGGGAAGGCAGACUUCGGGCAUUGGAUCCUGGGUUCAUUGAGCACGUACGGCAGGGCCACAUGCCUUUUCGUCGCGACUGCAAGCAAUGCUUGCAGGGCAGUGCCAGACACAGGCAGCACCGCAAAGUUCUUGCGCCUCAGGCAUGGACUCUAAGUCUUGAUACGGCCGGGCCUUUUCCGGCGGGUGUCGAUGAAUCGGAGUGCCAGGCGAAAUACUUGAUCGUAGCAGUGUUGUCAGUUCCAAUUCUGUCUACAGAGGGUCAUGUGGUGACUGAGCCAGCCGAUCGAGAUCCUGCUAUUACGGUCGAGGCUUUUGCAGAAUCCCUUGAUGAUAAGGAGUGGUUUCUUGGCAAGGGCAUGGAACUGGAGGAUCCACCUGAUGAGUUCACGGCUGCAGAACUUAAAGAGGCGAAGGAGGCUUGGAAUAGCUGGCAAAAGAUUGUUGCUAUGAGCCGAAAGGAGUGGAUGGAGGAAGCAAAGGUUCAUUACCUUCCAAAAGUGGAAAUGGUAGAUAUGGUUUAUACUGAGCCGGAUUUGAACGAGUGGCCGUUGGCGGCCAAAUUGGCGGCAUACCAGAUGCGUGGUCAGGCGCGGAAGCGCCUCAAGAUGUCGACUGAACCGUGUAUGGGAGACCAAAACCAUUGCUGCGCACACGAAGUGCCCGUCUACGGACAGCUCAAAGGGUGCGACACCAAAGAUCACUUGUAUCUCACAAAGUAUUUGACAGGGUCAGUGCCAAACAUUGUCUUGCCUAUAGUUGCCUCGGGUGGAGGCUUGUGGAUUCAGGAUCGCCCCGAUGCGGGCUUGCAAGGGGUGAGUCCAUCUGCUGAGGAGGUCCGGGUUUGGUUGCACAAGGAGCUGAGGCUAGAGGUAGAGGUGCAGAGGCACAAGGUCGCUGUGUGUGAGGAGUUUCCAGCUCGGUGUCCCAAGAAGGAUGACCCACUUCCUUAUGAGGUUCCAAAGGUCCUGCAGCGUCUUUCCUUGUGCCCAUCGUCGGGGUCUGCCGAGGGUGUAAGCUAUAGCCUUGAUCGGGUUAGCUGGCAAAUGGGUGAGGAACUGGAGGAGGUUGUCGACGCCAUGACCAAUGCGCACUAUGUCCGAAGUAAAAUGCUAGAGGUUUCCUAUGAGGAUGUUGAAGGUUGGCUUAAAGGCUGCGACGAAGCUAUCUUCAAUGAGGUUCAGGAACUAGAAAGGGAGCUUCAAAUUCUUCAGGGCGGCGAACAAGAAGCUUUGAGGAGGCUUGUGCAAGUCGAAGGUGGUAGGGCUCGGCAGCCGCGUGUUUGCAGCGCAACAGUGUCAGAUGAGGGCGAUGAUGGACCAGCGUCUCAAGGAGCAGAUGAUUCCCCGCCUCUUCAGACCAAGAUUGUGUCGCAGCAGCAGGUCCGACAGGAGCUGGGGAAGUGGCAAAGUUCAAUGAGUGAAGAAGUGGAGUCUUUGGUUCAGAAGACAGAAGCUGUUGAAGAUCUCACAGAGGCUCAGUACAACGAGUUGGUAAGUGACGGUUCAGUGCAUGUUGAGUUGAUCCCCGGAAAAAUGGUAUAUGUUUGGAAGCCCAGCGGGAGACGCAGGGCGAGGAUGGUUGGCUGUGGGAAUUUCUGUGAGCAUGAUAGCAGCGCUCCCAAAGCAGACCUCUUUGCCAGUGGAGCUGGGGCAGAAUCCAUUCGUAUGAUGAUCCGUAAAUGUGCUAUGGAAUCAUCUUGGAGCCUGGUUUCGGUUGAUGUGAAAACGGCCUUCUUGCAGGCGCCACUCAUGGAAAUGCAGAAAGGUGGUAGGGAGAAGGUUACUGUGGUUAAGGUUCCAAGCAUAUUGAGGGAGGCAGGGGUUACUACAACCAAGUACUGGAAAGUCAAGAAGGCCCUUUACGGCCUGAACUCGGCCCCGCGCUCGUGGAGUACUUACAGAGACAGGGUUAUGACAGAUCUUUGUAUUGAACAUGGUGAUAGCUUUCUGAGGCUUCAAAAGUUACCGGAGGAUGCCAACCUCUGGCACAUCCUUAAGUAUCCGCGGGAAGGCAUAGAUCCUAAGACGAGCGCUGGCGCACCAGGGUCUCAGCGAGGUCAGCACAUUGGGAUCAUAGCUUUGUACGUGGACGAUAUCUUGAUUGCAUCAGAGAAGGAUGUAUCCCAAGCUAUUGUUCAAGGACUGGAGUCACAUUGGGAAUUGUCAACUCCAGACUGGUUGUCAGUGGAAGGCGAUUGCCUGAAGUUUGCAGGCUUCGAACUUGAAAAAACAAGCUUGGGAAUCCGUCUCCACCAGGAAAGCUACACCAAGGACCUCCUUGAUCAAUGUCGUGAUACUGUACAGGGGGUGGAGCGAGUGCCAGCAGUCAAGAUGAGUGAAUGUGAGGACCCGGCUGAUCGGGAUGAGCAGCUGAAACUUACAAAGAGAGCUCAGUCCCUCGUGGGGCAGCUGCUGUGGCUUUCGGGUCGGACACGCCCGGAUAUAAGUUAUGCUGUAAGUGUUGCUGCGCAAAAGAUCGUGCCAUCCCCUCGGGAAGCAGUGGAAAGGGCAGAGCAUGUGAUCAAGUACCUCCGGUAUGCCCCUGGAAUAGGCCUUCACUACAAGAUGCCGACGGGUCGGUGCGGCAAGUGGGAACAGCUGAAAUUCCGGGAGCUGGGAGAAAGCUUGGAUGCUUUUUCAGAUGCUUCAUUUGCUGCGGAUGAAAGGAGUCGCAGUUAUGGGUGCAUUCAACUGUUUUGGGGAGGCGCACUUGCUUGGCAAAGCUAUGAGACCUACCGUUGCAGCGUUGAUGACUUAGAAGAGGGUCGUUGGCAACUGACGCAUCUUGACGGAGUCUACAUGCCAGCGGCGGUUGCUCCUCCCGUGUCGGAGACUGAACAGCAAAUGCUUUGGGACAUGUACGAGCGGUUGUAUGCAGAACAGGUCCUGUUUCCGGUGCAUGAUCCACAAAUUGCUAGAGCACCAACCGUUCCCAUGCCUCCCGAAAACCGCUAUCCUAUUGUGUUGCUUCAGCCCGAUCCUGAGCCCCAGCUUCCACCUCGGGUGAACCGAAUUGCGUAUGUCGAUGACGAAGUGGAGCUGGACAGCAGUGCCGAUGAGGCGGAAUCGACUCAGACAUUGCGGGACUCCGAGUUGUCAGGGGUGAGCGAGGAUGGCUUGGAAGCUGCUGAAGAUAGGAGGGACGCGGAUGGUGUGAUCGAGCGGCCGGUCGACGAUGACGAGGUGCCCAAGACCAGCUUGAGGCUGGUGAAGCUCAAGGCGGUCUUGUGGGUCCUCGAAAUAAGGGAGUCGAUAGGAAAGGGCAUCUGGAAGCGGCCAUAUCGAUGGAGCUGA